Messenger RNA from Aedes aegypti (yellow fever mosquito), 2347 nucleotides. RefSeq names its product probable peroxisomal acyl-coenzyme A oxidase 1. Gene Ontology annotation, biological process: fatty acid beta-oxidation using acyl-CoA oxidase; lipid homeostasis. Lineage: Eukaryota; Metazoa; Arthropoda; Insecta; Diptera; Culicidae. Gene Ontology annotation, molecular function: FAD binding; fatty acid binding; acyl-CoA oxidase activity. The record is from RefSeq and is a predicted model, not a curated record. Gene Ontology annotation, cellular component: peroxisome. The coding region runs from base 228 to 2243 and encodes 671 amino acids. The transcript is spliced from 8 exons.
AGCUGCAGUUCGCUCGAUCAGUCGUGUUAGUCGCGCUUAGUGGACAACGGUGAGAGAAGGUGCGUUUGGAGAACCAGGUUUCUAGUUUUGCGUAAGGAGUGUAGACUGAUUAUCGAAGAAGGUGUUCGAAGUUCAAUGGACUUUCACUGCAUCUAGUUGAUUAUUGUGUAUACCUAGUUGGAAGUCGCCAAUCGCGAUAGUUAAUAACAGGACAGUGUAGCAGAAAUAUGCCGGCCCAAGUUGUAAAUAAAGAUCUUCAGAAUGAACGCAACAAGUGUACCUUCAAUCAGGAAGAGUUCACUCUCUGGUGGGUGGGUGGAGAGGAGCAACUGAAAGAGAAGCGAUCGAGAGAAACCUACUUCGAAAGUCAACCGGAGUUUCAGGACAAAGUACCGCUACACUUUGCAUCUCACCAAGAGUUGUACGAGGAAACGAUACGUAAAGCCACGGUAAUCUUCUCCAAAGUUAAGAAACUUCUAACUGAUCAAGGGAAAUACGACGCCAAGAAUUAUGUCCACUUUAUGGAGGCCCUCCUCGGGUCAGGCUUCAUCAAGGAAGGCAAUCCUUUGGGAAUCCACUUUUCGAUGUUCGUUCCGGCCAUAAUGGGUCAUGCCAGCCCAGAACAACAGGAGCAAUACCUUGGGAAGGCGUUGAACUGUGAAAUCAUCGGCUCAUAUGCGCAGACCGAAUUGGGCCAUGGAACGUUCCUGAGAGGGUUGGAAACGACCGCUACUUUUGAUCCGCAAACGGAUGAAUUCGUCAUCAACAGCCCGACGUUGACUUCCUACAAAUGGUGGCCCGGUGCUUUGGCGCAAACCGUCAACCAUUGCGUUGUGAUGGCCCAGCUAUACUCCAAUGGGAAAUGCUAUGGAAUUCACCCGUUCAUGGUACAGGUGAGAGAUUCGGAAACUCACAUGCCAAUGCCGGGCAUUGACAUCGGAGAUAUCGGGGACAAAAUGGGCUACAAGGGCGUGAACAACGGUUAUUUGGGUUUGAAGAACGUCCGUAUUCCACGAAGCAGCAUGAUGAUGAAGAAUGCCAAACUGAUGAGGGAUGGAACCUAUGUGAAACCUAGCUCUUCUGUGUUGGCCUACGGAACGAUGGUGUUCGUUAGGGUGAUCAUCGUUAGAAACAUGGCACAGUCGUUGGCAAAGGCUGCCACUAUAGCUGUACGGUAUUCCAGCGUAAGACGGCAGAGUCAUAUCAAUCCUGAAUUACCGGAAGUGCAGGUCAUCGACCACGUUACUCAACAAGCGAAGCUGUUCCCGCUGGUGGCAAAGGCAAUCGCACUGAAGUUGACAUCGGACAAUCUUUGGCAGAUGUAUGAGCGAACGACAUCGGAUUUGAACUCCGGAAGCCUGGAUCGCCUUCCGGAGUUGCAUGCCAUAGCAUGUUGCUUGAAGGUGGUUUCCACGUCCGACACUGCUACCGGUGUUGAAGUGUGCCGUUUGGCUUGCGGAGGUCAUGGAUACCUAACGUGUGCCAACUUCUUGAACUAUUACAGUUUGGCUUCGGCAGCGUCUACUUACGAAGGCGAGAACACCGUUUUGCUGUUGCAGACUGCAAGAUUUUUAGUCAAAAUGUGGAACCAAGCCGUUCAGGGUAAGCCACUAAUGCCAACGGUAAGCUAUUUGCAGAACUACGUCGGUAAGCAGGUUCAGCAGUUCCCGUGGAGCGACUCGGUGCCGGUGAUAAUUUCCGCAUUCCAAGCGGUUGUGGCUAACAAGCUUCGUCUGGCUUGUCAGCGUAUUGAGCAAAGAAAGAGCAAAGGUUUCACUCCAGAAGAAGCUACCAAUUUCACAGGGUUGGAGCUUACCCAGGUGGCUGAAGUUCAUGGCCGCUGGUUUGUGUUGCAGUCGGCUUAUGAAAUGUUUGAAAAGGCUUGCCAGAAGGCUACUACACCGCUGAUUUCGGUUAUGCAAAAUCUGUGCAAGUUGGUGGUGUAUGAUGAAGCACUGAGGAUCAGAGGAGAUUUGCUGAGGUUCACCACUAUGACCGAAACCGACCUCGUCAAACUGGAGCAAAACUACGAGGCCUGUCUGAUGGUACUUCGUCCGAAUGCCGUCGGAAUAGUAGACGCCUUCGAUUAUCCGGACUUUGUGCUCGGAUCUGCCCUGGGAGCCUACGAUGGCAAUGUGUACGAGCGGCUGUUCGCCGAGGCCAUGAAGAGUCCACUGAAUCAGGAACCGGUCAACAAAACAUUUGAACUUUACCUGAAACCGUUGAUGAAGUCAAGACUGUAAGGAUGUUUCGAGAAACGUUCAACCAAGACUUAAGUAGGUAUCAUAUAAACAGGAAUCAGGGACAAGGGUGCAAUAAUAAUAAAACACAUGGUUAUUCAUUUUAA